UGAUUCUGAUGAUUUGAAUAAAGAAGAUAAAAGGAAUAAAGAGAAGUCAAAUUGGAUAGUGUAUUUGGCUCAGACUGAAAAAUUUUCCAAUAAUGUUAAAGCCAAGGAAACUUCAGAUCAAAUAAACAAAGAGAAGUUAAAUUGGAUAGCAUAUUUGGCUCAGACUGAGGAAUUUUCUGAUGAUAUUAAAACCAGGGAAAUUUUAAAUCAAGUGACUGAGAGAUUUUCCGAUGAUGUUAAAGCUAGGGAAACUUUAAAUCAACUGGUUCAUAUAGUAUCAAUUGAAAAUGGCAAGGACAGAAAUGAUCAAACCAGUUGGUAUACGUGGUGA
Acaulospora morrowiae is the source of this 331-nucleotide messenger RNA. The record is from the annotation of a GenBank genome assembly. NCBI's taxonomy places the organism in Eukaryota, Fungi, Glomeromycota, Glomeromycetes, Diversisporales, Acaulosporaceae.